Penicillium angulare is the source of this 2139-nucleotide messenger RNA. Its product is annotated as beta-N-acetylhexosaminidase. Lineage: Eukaryota; Fungi; Ascomycota; Eurotiomycetes; Eurotiales; Aspergillaceae. Bases 1 to 2139 code for a protein of 712 amino acids. Gene Ontology annotation, molecular function: beta-N-acetylhexosaminidase activity. The transcript has 3 exons. Gene Ontology annotation, biological process: carbohydrate metabolic process. The record is from RefSeq and is a predicted model, not a curated record.
AUGAAAUUGGGUCGGGUUUCUUUUUACGUUGCCAGUGCCUCGUUCUGGCUGGGCGUCCAGGCUCGUCUUCUUACGGUUCCUGUUAUUCCGUUUACAGAGACGGGAGGCAGUUAUAAUCUCUCGCAGAUUACGGAUAUUGUUGUUGAUUCUCGCUAUGUCGAUGCUAUCGAUCAUCAGGGAGAUACUUUGAUUCCGCCGACAUUGCAGGAGUUUGCGGAGACUUUUCAGGGAGAUCUCAAAUCGGUCCUUGGGUUGAAUGUUCAUGUCUCAAAGGGCGAUGGGCGCAAACAGAAUGCCAUUUUCUUGACAUUGGGAAAUAAUACCGAAUUCAAAGAUGCUUCUGGCAGAUAUACACAUGAGGGGUAUGAAUUGUCGGUCGAUGGCCAGGGAGUUGUUGUUACCGGUGCUAGUCCAUUGGGUGCAUGGUGGGCAACUCGAUCAAUUAUUCAAAUUGCUACCACUGGGGACCUGGCCCUUCCUAAGGGAUCAGCUGUUGAUGCGCCAGGAUGGGGAACUCGAGGAGCCAUGAUCGAUGACGGUCGGCAUUUCUAUCCGGAAGACUUUCUUAUAGAGAUGUGCUCGUAUCUCUCGUUUUUCAAGCAGAAUACCUUCCACGUCCAUCUAAGCGACAACCUCUAUAAUAAUGUUGACGCUUACUCCCGCGAAGAAUCUUUGAACUUGUACGCUGCUUUUCGACUCUGGUCGGAUGACGAUGCUGUGGCGGGACUCAACAAGCGAGCCAAUGAGUCCUAUACUCGUGAACAAUUUGACAAUAUUCAGACACAGUGCGCGAAGCGAGGCGUCACUAUUAUACCUGAGAUUGAGGCACCCGGUCAUGCUCUGGUCAUUGUGCAGUGGAAGCCUGAGCUAGGUCUGGCAGAUUUGAGCAUGCUCAAUAUCAGCCACCCGGAGACUAUUCCUACCAUGAAGACCAUCUGGCGCACUUUUCUGCCUUGGUUUCACAGCAAGGUGGUUCACAUUGGCGCGGAUGAGUACGACAGCAGCCUCGUGUCCGACUACACCCAUUUUGUGAAUGAGAUGAACACUUUUAUCCGACAAGAGACGUCUAAUAAGAAGUCAAUGCGUAUUUGGGGUACCUUCACGCCGAAGGAGGGUGCUAAUGUCUCCAAGUCCGUCUCAUAUCAACACUGGGAUGUCAGCGCUGAUCAGCCGUACUUUGAUUACAUUCAGAACGGAUAUAAUGUCCUCAACUCCGACGAUUACCUAUACCUUGUUGGUGGAUGGAGUGGUUCAUUCGCGCAAGUGUUAACACUGGAUAAAAUCUUCAACGGCCCAUACGGUUCUCCCUACUCGCCGGUGGUAUUUGACAGCUCAAACAAAACCGAUAAUCCUAGUCGGAAUAAUCCCCGAGUGCUUGGCGAGCUUGCGGCUUUGUGGAAUGAUUAUGGUCCCAACUCUACGACUGUCUUGUCCGCGUAUUACUCCUGGCGUGAUGCUCUACCUGCUCUCGCUGAUAAACAGUGGGGUGGGAACAUUACCGAACAAGAAUACUUAUCUGUCUUUGACUCUCUCCAUGCUGUUGUUCCCGAUCAAAACCUUGACCGUGCAAUCCCCAGUAACUCCGAUACCAUCUUUCACUAUAACUUUGACGCUUCGCACCUGUCGACUUUGAACGACCAGUCUGGCAACGGAUACCAUGGUACGGUUCAUGGCUGCAAGAUUUCCGACAAGACCCUCCAUCUUGAGAAUGGGUGCUAUGUUGAAACACCUCUUGGCAGUAAGGGACGCGACUAUACCCUCUCAUUUAGAGUGAAACCCACUUUGCACACCCCCGGCACCCUUUUUGCCGGCCCAGAUUCCACAUUCGUGAAUGGAAAUGGCACCAUCUCUAACGCAACACUCAUCAGUGGUGGAACCCCAUACUCUCUCAACUAUACCCUACCCAUCAACACCUGGACUGAUAUCAGUCUAAUCGGACGAGGCAACACAACCCUCCUAACCGUUUCUGGCAAAGGGACCAAAUCCAAGACGAUGGAAUUCCUAGCGAGGAUCGGCGUCAACGGAGAAUCUUUUGUCUGGGCACCCAUCGCCGUAGAGGCACCAUUAUCCCGCAUUGGUGAAGGCUUCACAGGGCUGAUGCAGAAUAUUAUCUUAAAAGAUGGCGCACCGGAGAACUAG